Molecule: messenger RNA, 2100 nt
Organism: Euleptes europaea (tarantolino)
Lineage: Eukaryota; Metazoa; Chordata; Lepidosauria; Squamata; Sphaerodactylidae
Product: tyrosine-protein phosphatase non-receptor type substrate 1-like
Exons: 10
Coding region: 1-2100 (699 amino acids)
Cellular component (GO): plasma membrane
Source: RefSeq, a predicted model, not a curated record
AUGGGAUCCCCGAUGCUGGUAGGCCACCAGCGUGGGAAGAACUGGACGAAACACCAAGGUCCAGACGGAGCCACGAUAACGGCUAGCCGGGCCCAGGGUAAUAUGGAGCCGUUUAAUCCAGCCACUCCCGAGAAAUGGGCCUCAUAUGCUAUGAGGAUGAGGUACCAUAUGGUCGCGAACGACCUCACAUCACUGGCGAGACGCGGCGAAUUCCAGGAACGACGCCAAGCGCCGGGAGAAACGGUCGCCGAGUACAUUGCCGUUCUAAGGCAGGCCGCGAAGUACUGCGCGUUCCCCGAUGUGAAAGAUAGGCUCCGUGACCAGCUGGUUAUCGGCCUUAGUGACAAGAAGGUCCUUCGCCGUCUUCUGUCCAAGAAAUCCGUGACUUUUGAAGAGGCUUUGGAAGACGCAACGCAAGCCGAAGCAGCUGCCAGGGUUUCCGGUGCAUCGGACCUCGAGGGAGCGACGUACGGCACGGGGUCCACCAGAGACACAACCCAGGUUCACUACGAAAAUGACAACCCUAUGUGUCUGCCAUGGCCCAGAUGGGCCGAGACGAGCGUAAAGUUGUUUUGUGGUGUCAGGAGUGAAGUGAUCAUGGAAGCUUGGAGCGCACAUCCCCGAUGUUUCCUGACCUGCUUGAUCGUCCUGCUGCUUUCUAGAUGGAUGGCAGGUGCCAGAGCCGAUGAGCUGGUGGUUCUGCAGACCCAGGGACCCCUGCGGCUGACUGCAGGAGAGACCCUCACGCUCAAUUGCACGUUGACUGGGUUCGGGCCCCCCGGGGGCGUCAGAUGGUACAAAGGCUUAGACCGAGGCCAACCUCCCGUUUACAACGAUAAAGGAGCACCUCUGCCCCGAGUGGUCAGGAUCGUUCCUCAGUCGAACACAGACUACAGCAUCCGCAUCAGCAACAUCCAGCCAAAGGAUGCCGGGACCUACUACUGCGUGAAAUACAAGGCAGCAACCCAAGAGACAGAAUAUAAAUUGGGAAAGGGCACAGAGGUUUCGGUGAUCGCCACACCGUCCUGGCCCUCUAUCACCGGCCCUCCAGGCAGAGUGGAUCCAGGGUCCUCCGUGACUUUCAGCUGCUCCUCAGAAGGCUUCUUUCCCCGAGAUAUCACCCUCACCUGGCUUAAGGACAGGAGGAGCAUCUCGGCCCCCAAGACUGUUAUUCUGCCCCCAAAAGAGAGCACCUCCUACCGAGUCCUGAGCACCUUGGAGGUCUCCCUCACAGAGAGGGAUGUGAAGUCCGAGCUCACCUGCCAGAUCCAGCACAGCACCUUAUCCGACUCCCUGCGGCAGAGUUUUAAACUUGGUGAUGCCCUUCAAGUUGCACCCAAGAUAUCGGUGGAACCCGGCCACCUAAUUGAGGCCCUCGUGAACCAGGUAGUGACCAUCACCUGCAGCGCGAAAGGUUUUUAUCCCAACAACACGAGUUUGGUAUGGAGAGAGAACGGCAGUGAGACGGAUCUCGCCAUGGCUGAGCCCGUGGCCCAGGACCAGGAUGGGACGUUCUCCGUGAAGAGUUCCCUGGAGGUGAAUGCUACCGAGCAGAGGAACCACUCCGUAUUUAGCUGCUACGCAGUGCGCAGUUCUCAGACUUCGGAUCCUGUCAAUGUGACCCUGAAGAUACACAAAGAAGGAACAAAACAUAUCUCUUCAGAAAGUGGAGGGAAUUUCUUCAGGCCUCCUCUCUCGUAUAUCCUCGUGCUGAUCUGCUUGCUCGUGGUCCUCUUGGUGGCUGCCGUCCUCUACUUCGUCUGGGCCAAACAGAGGAAAGGUAAAGGUUCUACAUCUGUGAGGUUAAAUGAGUCCGAGAAGAUUUCUGGGGGUGCAAAUCAGGAGCCGGAUCCCAACAACGUUACGUACGCAGACUUAAACUUCGACAAACCCCCCAAGAAGAGUCCCCGCCAAGUAGUCGAGGUCAGCCAGAAGUCUGAGUAUGCCAGCAUCCAGACCGCUCCACUGGCGACCCACGAUGAAAAUGUCACCUAUGCAGAUUUGGACAUGGUGCACCUCAGCAAAGCACCCAAGAGACCUGCCCCGCAGCCCGAGGAAGCCAGCUCGGAAUACGCCAGCGUACAGGUACAGAACAAAUGA